CCAUGCAACAUCCUGAUGUGAAGGUGAUGAUGGAUGAUGUUUUUUUUCUUGUUUAGUUUUUUUUUCUUCUCUAUUCUCUUGGGGGUGCCGCACAGCUGCUACUUCUUUAAGAGCCACCGCCCGCCCCCUCUCCUGUAUUUUUAGCUGAGCCAGCUUCUUCAUUUGCUGGAUAAGACAGACAUAUCUCUGUGUGUGGAUAGGAAAAUCGCGCUUGAUCGUUUGAUCGUUUUUUUAUUGCAUGACAUCCAUUCGCAUCCGGUGGAUUCGCAGUGGGCCCGUACAGCCAGAUGUUCCCUUUGGAGUGCCUUUAGCCUGUCUACCUUGGUGCAGAGAUUUGUCCCCCCCCCACACCACCACCACCACCACCACCCCUCCCCAAUCGGAUGCUGAAACGCGCAGUCAACCCCGUGGAUGCUCGAUGUGCAUUAGAAAACGCAACGCUGCACCAGGCACCUAAAAUGAAGCGAGAUCAAAUGAAAUAAAAAAAAAAGGGGGAGCAAAUCUAUUCUGGUCGAAUAUUGCAGCGCAGAAUCCUGCUCCUCUUCGGCCCCUCUGCUUCCUCUUUUCCUUGGACCGGGGGAUCAGGAGAAAACCUUCAAGACGGAGGGGGUAGUGGAGCAUCGAGGGAAAAACAGGGGCAACAUGAGAGAGCGGGACUUCAUGCCCAACAUGGAAAGAGGCAAACCUGCCACUUACACGGGGGACAAAAAGGCUAAAAUGGCUGCUAAGACUAACAAGAAGUGGGUGAGACUUGCCACUGUUUUUGCAUAUGUGUUGUCUGUGUCCUUAGCAGCCAUUAUCCUGGCUAUUUACUACAGCCUGAUCUGGAAGCCGACCAGCUCAUCCUCCUCUUCUGUGAAGCCCGUGGUGCCUGAGGGGGUCUCCCCCACCGCCAACAUCUCGGCAGUUUCUCCCAACAGCAGCUUCUCGGAGUGGAACUCUACACAGACAGUGCUGGUGACGGACGCGGCCGCGAACCAAAGCGGGCUGGCCACGACCGCGCGCAGUUAUGCGGAAAGGGGGUCCGUCUUCACGCACCGCGCGCCGGGGACAGAAAGUGCGCAGGAGGACCGGCCGUACGCGUCUUCCCACGGAGAGACGCACACGAGCGCGCCUCUCCCCCCGGAGGACGAGGGCGACGCGGUGACCGAGAACAGCAGCCCCGAGCGGGCGGCCGCCGACGGAGCCGCGGUGCCUCCGACUUGAAAGCCGGACCUGAGAGGAGACUGAUCGGGCCGCCCAUUAUAACCCAUCACUGCACCCUCUCUUAUUUAAAAAAAAAAAAAAAAAGACGGAUAGUUUUACAUUCUCAAAGCCGCUGGUCGGAUUAACACAAAGGUCUUCUUGCUGGAGAGCUCGAUUUACAGAGCCCCCCGUAUGGAUGCUGAACUGCACAUAAUAAGUCAUAACCUUGAUUUAUGCCUGAGAACAGAGGAGCGCUAUUUUUCUUCAAAGAUCAAGUUUUCCCCUUUACUAUGCUUUCCUUUUGUUUCAGGACCUCUGUAUGCCUUAAGAUGAACUUUUGAAGCCACUUACCUGCCCAAACUGUGGACAAAAUUGGUAAAACGUUUCUUUUUUUGCUAGAUUAUAGCAAACAAAGGCCAAAACUGUGUUGUUGUUAUUUUUUUAUUAUUAUUAUUUUUUUUUUAGCCAGACCUUCUGGUGUACUGAGAUAUCACUUAUCAAUUUAAAUCAAUAAUACCCAGCCAGCAUUUAUGUGGGGCCCACAUGGGUCAGAAAUGUGUUGAAAAAUGGCCCCCAAAGGGGAUUGUUUUCAGGUUACAUCAUAGGCAUAGGUGGGUGUGAGAUUCCGGUAUGAUAACCUAGAGUCAGAAUCGCAAAAUUUCACUGUAAACAAAUGUUUAGUCCAGUUGACAGAACCCUUUUCAAUUCAAUGUUGCUAGUGAAUUUAGAAUGAAAUUCAUUCACACUGAAUUUUAUGAGGGUGUCUAUAUGCGUAGGCUCUCCGGGUGGCUUUUUGCGUGAUUCGCAGACUUUAUGUGGCUCUCACACCUUUUUUUAGACCAGGCCUGGUCUAACGUUCUAUUCGUACCUUGUCAUUUUAAAACAGCACACCCUUAACCAGAGUGACAAGUGGCGCUCCUUCAGUUUCCACACCACGACCACCCGCGUUAUCAGCGUAUGGAGAGAUCCCUCUACGGUCAAAUUGUCUUUCUUGUAAGCAUAUAAAAAGUGUAGCAGCCAUCUUUGAGCCAGCUGAGUCAGCAGUGCACAGCAGAACGUGCAGGCCCAGCGGUGAACUACUUUCUGUACAACCAGAAAACACCCUCUGGUCAUUCUGGCAACAUUCGCUCGGAUUUUACUAAACACAAUACAAACUUAGGAAUGCUUUAGCAGAGAACUUUAGUGCUUUUGAAACAUUAACUUUUUUUUAAGUGUCAGUAUCCCCUCGUAUCUUCAUACCAGUAACCAGCCUAUGCCUAUGCAGGGUACAUUUGGGUUAAAAAAAAAUAAUGGGACUCAUAUGGGUUGUAGAUGUGUUGCACAAUUGGGUUGGGCCAUUAAGUAUCCAACCAGCCUGAGCAAAAAUCCAUAUGAGGCCCUCAUACACAUCUUGGCUGGGUACAUUAAUUCGUCUUUUUACUUAUAGCCUUUAAACUGUGCUUUCUUUGAUGGAUCAAAUCUGGAUUGCCAUUAGAAGAGCCUGCAUUCUUAAGUUAUGCUCAGGUACAGUAUGUGCAUAUAACCAUGUAAAUGUUAUGUGUAUUUGGUUAUGUACAUAUAAGACAGGCAUACAUGUUUUGGCCCUGAGCUUUUAGUGGAAUAUAGCAGAUUUUUAUUACAAGUUUCAGUAUGUAUAAUAGGCAUAACUAUAUCCCACCAUACAAAUAAACAUCUUUAGGAAAU
This is a messenger RNA of Fundulus heteroclitus (mummichog), 2868 nucleotides long. Its product is annotated as putative transmembrane protein INAFM2. Bases 643 to 1206 code for a protein of 187 amino acids. The transcript has a single exon. The record is from RefSeq and is a predicted model, not a curated record. NCBI's taxonomy places the organism in Eukaryota, Metazoa, Chordata, Actinopteri, Cyprinodontiformes, Fundulidae.